Molecule: messenger RNA, 168 nt
Organism: Monoraphidium neglectum
Lineage: Eukaryota; Viridiplantae; Chlorophyta; Chlorophyceae; Sphaeropleales; Selenastraceae
Exons: 1
Source: RefSeq, a predicted model, not a curated record
AUGCUGCCCAUCCCCGAGCUCACCCUGCCUGUGCUGGGCACGGCCCCACUCAAUCUGGCGACGGCGCUGCUGCCCCGGGACAACCCUACUGACCUCGGGCCCAAGACAUACAUCGCAUACGGCAGGCGCGCCCCCCGGCGCACCCUCGGGCUCCUGCCCCACCGACGU